AUGUCAGUACCAAAAGUGGUAACCCCGAGCUACACUCGGGCUUACUAUGCGGCGCUGCAUAGGGAUUCCCUGCAGAGCUUACCUUGUCCUUCGCUCCCACGAUGUGUCCCCUGCAGCGUCCCCGGCCAUCUCCUCCGGCCGAUGCCGGCAUCCGGCUUCUGUGUUCCGGUCCCUGUGACGGCGGGACGUACAGGCGCCGCCGCGGGAAAUUUGAAAAUUUUAAAAAAUGUCAUUUUUUUCAAAACAAAUUUUACGUAUGCUUUGUCCUGUGCCCUGCCUGCAAUUUGUCUGUUCUUUCUG
Messenger RNA from Staurois parvus, 300 nucleotides. Lineage: Eukaryota; Metazoa; Chordata; Amphibia; Anura; Ranidae. The record is from the annotation of a GenBank genome assembly.